AUGCCUCCGCUACCGGGUUUCUCAGAUAACCCCCUCGUCACUCGCGACGACGUGAUCCACGCCGCCAAAUCCCUCUUGCGGCCCCUAACAACCUACUUCUCACCAUGCAAAGCUCGAAUCCGACUCCCCGUCUCGACGGGCACACACUUUGACGAAACCGCCGCCCAGCUCGAAGGCUUCGCCCGUCCACUAUGGGCCAUCGCGCCCCUCCUCCUCGGCGGUGACGUCGACCCGCCGCUCUACGACGCCUGGAUCGAAGGCUUCGCCGCCGGCACGGACCCGCACCACCCGGAGUACUGGGGCGACAUCAAAGACAUGGACCAGCGCAUGGUAGAAGCAGAGAUGCUCGCCUUUGCCCUGCUCGCCACCCCGCGCGAUAAGCUCUGGGAGCGCCUCGCCGACUCCACGCAGACCAACCUCGUGUCCUGGUUCAUGCGCAUGCAGCGCAAGGAGAUGCCGCCGAUCAACUGGCUCUGGUUCCGCGUCUUCGUGAGCCUCGCCCUCAUCAAGGUCUGCGGCGUGCCUGAGGCUGAGAUCCGCGCCCAGCUUGACGACGACAUGCGCGCCCUCGAUUCCUUUUACCUCACGGACGGAUGGUCUAGCGAUGGUAUCUGGCGCCACCCGGACGAUGACGAAAAGGAGUAUGAGAUUCUGCGGGAGACGGGCAUCGCUGGAAGGCUCCCCACCGGCCGCAGCGCCGACUUUUACUCGGGGAGCUUCGCGAUCCAGUUCAGCCAGUUGCUCUAUGUGCGCUUCGCUGCCGAUAUUGACCCAGACCGGGCUGAAAGAUACCGCGUGCAAGCCCGCAGCUUUUCCCUCGGCUUCUCCCGUUAUUUUGGCGCUGACGGCGCCGUCAUCCCCUUUGGCCGGUCCCUGACGUAUCGGUUCGCGUGCGGAGCCUUUUGGGCGGCUCUCGGGUUCGCCGAAGUGUGGGACCUCGGCGGGAGCUUGGCCGAGCCUGGUGCCGCCAAAGGGUAUCUGUUACGCCACCUUAGGUGGUGGGCGAAGCAUUCGGAGGACAUAUUUUAUGGCGACGGGACGUUGAACUUUGGCUGGCAGUACCCGUAA
Parascedosporium putredinis is the source of this 1068-nucleotide messenger RNA. NCBI's taxonomy places the organism in Eukaryota, Fungi, Ascomycota, Sordariomycetes, Microascales, Microascaceae. The record is from the annotation of a GenBank genome assembly.